This is a messenger RNA of Brugia malayi, 1674 nucleotides long. RefSeq lists its product as uncharacterized. NCBI's taxonomy places the organism in Eukaryota, Metazoa, Nematoda, Chromadorea, Rhabditida, Onchocercidae. The transcript is spliced from 13 exons. Bases 1 to 1674 code for a protein of 557 amino acids. The record is from RefSeq and is a predicted model, not a curated record.
AUGCCGGCAGUUGAGCGUACUUCACCAGAAUUAUGCACAAGUAAGGAUUUAGUGGAGAAAUAUGUCAGUAACGAAAGCAUGGCAACCAGUAAUUGGGAUCCGACACUUCUCCUAAAUAAACUGUACGAGGUCAGUUAUGAACCGCGCAAGGAGUCAAAGCUUAAUCGUUUCACUAAUAUGGAAGGACAUCUUGAAGUUCCCGUAGAUGACGAAAGCAUAUACGCUGAAUUGCAAAAAAAUUGGGUGCAAAAAUAUUUUCGAACUAGAGAUGGGCGCUUGCAGUGGUUUGCUUCACAUUUCGCAGAUGAUACUCCAGUAGGGGAAGUGCUGCUUUCUGGCUGUGAAGUAGAUGCCAACAGGGAUGAAAAUGCACUUUAUAUACACGGCGGGAAGAGUCAUAUCAGAAUGGUGUUGAGAAUUCCGCCAGGAGCCAAUGUAUUUGAUAAAUGGAGGAAGGCUAUGAACAGUCAUGCGGCUUCAUCGUAUCUUGAUACAUUCGUUAAUCCUGUUUAUCCUCCACUGCCUCAUAUCACCAAGAAAGUCGCUAUUAUUGAGCUUGGAUCGUGCUCAAUGCGUGCUGGUGUAUUAACAAUGGAACCUUCACUACCACAGUCAUUUUUUCCAACAAUAGUCCUUGUUAAAGAUGAUGGUAAAUUCAUUGUUGGUUGUGAUGCACUGCUACCUGAGAAUCGUCGUAAGGGUGAAUUGAUAAGACCACUGCGCGCAACGGAUAUUUCACUGGAUCGGUAUGUUUUUCACCGACCAGCUUUGAAAGCUUGCUUGCAGAAAUGUGUUGAUGAUUUGAAAGUCGAUCCGACUAAGUAUCGGGUUUUGCUUUCAAUUCCGCAAAAUAUUCCUACUGCUCUCAUUGCGGAUUUGUUGAAAUUUGUUUUAGAGGAAAUGUGUUUCCAGGGUGCAGCGAUAUCGCGUCAGCCAAGCCUUGUACUGUAUGCCUACGAUGUUGCUACUGGUGUCGUCGUUGAUAUCGGCGAUUGUGUCAAUAUUGUCCCAGUAAUCGAUGGUUAUGUUGUCGAUAAUGCGAUUAUAUCAUUACCGUGUGGCGCGACUCAAAUUAUUAAUGCUUUACAAGCAAAACUUAUAGAAUCGAACGGCAGUUACACUUUUCAAUCAUCAAUUGAAAUGCUCAUUUCGCGAUUUGUUAUGGAGCAGGCAUGUUUCGUUGCUACUGACUAUGAUGAAGAAGUUAAAAAAUGUUCGAAUAACAUUUGCGACAUAGAUGCAGUCAUUUCGAUUGAACAGUUCGAACCAACUAGUGAAAUGAUGUCUUCAUUCAAAAUAAAUUCUGCUCGCUUCACUACAACUGAAGGUUUAUUUAAACCAAAAAGGUGGGGUCUUGAUACAAAAGCGCUUCAUCAGCUAGUAUUUGAAGCUGUGCAGUUAUCACCUAUUGAUAGUAGGAAAACAUUGUUCAGGAAUAUUUACUUGGCUGGUGGCGUCUCUCUACUUCCUGGUUUAGCUGAAAGAUUGGAAAUAGAAGUAGCAUCACUCGUGGCACCAAUUAUACACACCCAGGUCCAUCUAUCACCGUGGAGGUACAACGCAGCGUACCUAGGCGCACAAGUAAUUGCUUCAGGUACCCAGUUUGAUCAGACUUGUAUUACACUUGGAAUCCUCAGUGAUUUUCUCCAUCAGCUGCAAAAUUCCACCUUUUAA